Molecule: messenger RNA, 1328 nt
Organism: Gossypium raimondii (Peruvian cotton)
Lineage: Eukaryota; Viridiplantae; Streptophyta; Magnoliopsida; Malvales; Malvaceae
Product: phosphoglycerate mutase-like protein
Exons: 10
Coding region: 219-1124 (301 amino acids)
Cellular component (GO): cytoplasm
Molecular function (GO): phosphatase activity
Source: RefSeq, a predicted model, not a curated record
AUCAUAUUAAUUGUCAUGGUCUUUUAUUCGUCAACGGAGUUUGGAUUAUCGUGCAUGAAUGAAUGGGAUGUGGGGAGGCCAAGUCAAUUACGAUGCACAGAAAUAAAUAUGUAUAUUUAAAUCUAUACUAUAUAGUUUUCAACCUUGCACAGCUAUUGAGGAGCUAGAGUUGUAAUGGGAGAUUAAUUGCUGCAACAAACUUUUUCUAUAUUCAAAAAAUGGAUACAAUUGCAGCAUCUCCUCAUAAAAUUCUUCAUCUGGUGAGGCAUGCAGAAGGAGUGCAUAAUCUAGAAUCAGACAAGAGUCGUGACCCGCUAACAUCAUUCGAGUUUUUGGAUGCUCAACUCUCCUCUCUGGGCCGGCAGCAGGUUGUUGCUGAGAGGAAACAUGUUCGUGAAACUGGACUGCUCGAUGAGGUUGAAGUUGUCAUUGUUUCCCCUAUGACAAGAACAUUGGAAACGGCAGUGGGGAUAUUUGGUGGUAAAGAGCAAGCGGAUGCAUUAGACGUCAGCUCAUGCCAGGAUUCAAAUGUAAAUAGCAAUGAAACAUCUGCGAUUUUCAAUAGUCGGCCACGAAUUGUAGCAUAUGAGCUUUGUCGAGAACGAAUGGGAAUAUUAGAAUGUGACAAGAGAGCAAGUAUUAGUCAGUAUCGGUCUCAUUUCCCUACAGUUGAUUUUUCAUUGAUUGAAAAUGAAGAUGAUGUUUUGUGGAAAUCAGAUGAAAGAGAAAGCUACGACGAAAUCCAAGCUAGGACAAUUAAGUUCCUCAAAUGGUUAUGGGAGAGGAAAGAACAGAAGAUAGCAGUGGUGAGCCAUGGUAUAUUUUUGCAAAAAGCGAUGAUCGAACUUGUUAAGAAUAACAAUUUUUACCGCUUACCACUUCGAGGACAUCCGAUUAAAUUAGAACGAAAAAAUUGGUACCCUUUAAUGGAUGAUGAGUAUACACGCAGCCGCUUUAAAAAUUGUGAAAUUCGUUCAAUCGCCAUUUUGCAUGAAAGCAUGAUGGAAUCAGAUGCGAUGAUCAGUAAGCAGCAAUAUUGUGGAAGAAUUGGAAAAGAAAUGCUCCAAAUUAGGGAUUCUAGCAACGACAAAAUGGCAGUGGAGGAACUGGAAGUCACCAUUUAAUCAUUGCCUCAUCUGCAAAAUGGGUGUAUGAUUUCAAGCUCCAACUCCCACCCUUAGAUCUUAUAUUAAGGUGCUUUUCGAAGAAACUGUAUCUACUGUUGUUUUUGUUUUGUAAGACUUUAAGGUUUAAUGAUCUGGAAAAAAUAAACUGUUGGCAAAAACAACAGCAAAUCAAUAAAUAAGUUAAAUUCUACUGUUCUACCA